Messenger RNA from Macadamia integrifolia, 1665 nucleotides. RefSeq lists its product as uncharacterized. Bases 1 to 1665 code for a protein of 554 amino acids. The record is from RefSeq and is a predicted model, not a curated record. NCBI's taxonomy places the organism in Eukaryota, Viridiplantae, Streptophyta, Magnoliopsida, Proteales, Proteaceae. The transcript is spliced from 4 exons.
AUGGGUGAUUUCAAUGCCACUCUCCACUCACAUGAAAAACGAGGUCCAGGGAACUUUAGUCUGGGCUCUGCAGCGGAAUUUGGAGCCAUGGUAGAUGCUUGCUCCAUGUCUCAGGUUCUCUCGAUUGGUAGAAAAUUCACUUGGACAAACAAUCGAUGCCAUGGAAAUGUUUGUUCGGUUCUGGACAGAAGUUUUUGUGACAAAGAAUGGCUAGAUAGUUUUCAGGACUAUCACGACGACUUUGAUAGAGUGGUGGCGGAUUCUUGGUCGGAAUGGAUUUUGGGAGCUCCUAUCUAUGUUCUUGUCAAUAAGCUUAAAAAGCUUAAGGGUGUGAUCAGAGACUGGGCGAGGUCUACUUUUCCUCAUCUAGAUAGGGUGCUGGAAGAGGCAAAUAGGGUUCUAGCACAGAUUCAGGAGCAGAUUGAUACAAAAGGUAUGGAUGAUCAGUUGUAUGCCUUGGAGGCCAUGGCUAAGACUACCCUGAUUAAGGUCAUGGAAAAUCAUGAAAAAAUGUGGGCUGAAAAAGCAAGGAUUAGAUGGCUUAAAUUUGGUGAUAGAAACUCCAAAUUCUUCCUCCUUUCUACUAAAAUGAGGAGGAAUAAGAACACGAUCAAAUCACUUAAGAAGCAGGACGGCUCCAUGGUUGAUGAUCCCAUCCAAAUAGGGAACUACAUAGUUGACUUCUAUGAGAAUUUUCACAAAGCUACCCCGACUGUACAACAUGAGGAAUUACUGGACAAUAUUCCCUUAAUCCUGACCAAGUUGAUCGUUACCACAUGGAUGCCCUUCCUGGAGAUACAGAGAUUAAAAGGGCUGUGUGGGAGCUUGAUCCGGACAGCUCGCCAGGGUGUGAACAAAAAUUUCCUUGUGCUGAUCCCAAAGGUAGAUGGGGUAGAUAACCUAGGUAACUUCCGCCCUCUAUGCAUGGGAAACUUCUUCUGCAAAAUUAUUACAAAGGUGAUGGCAUUGAGGUUGGAGCCUCUUCUUCCCAGAUUAAUAUCUGAUGAGCAAGGUGCUUCCCCAAAAGGAAAGAUUAUCCAUGACAAUAUUAUUGUCGCUUCAGAGCUUGCAAACUUGAUAUUCUCAUCCACCAGAGGAGGGGGUAUCAGCAUAAUUGACAUCAGAAAAGCCUAUGACACAAUUGACUGGAAGUUUAUUUUUCAGGUUAUGCAUAGAUUCAGUUUCUCUGAGAGAUGGAUCGGAUGGCUCAACCAAAUUUUGAUAUAUUCUAAGAUAUCAAUUCUAGUUAAUGGAGGACCGCAAGGGUUUUUUAAUGUGGAACGAGGCCUGAGACAAGGUGAUCCGAUAUCGCCGAUACUGUUUAUAAUUGUAGAAGAAGUUCUAUCUCGGGGGCUGAAGGGGCUAAUCCAGUCGAACCAAAUAAAGUUAAUCCAGGGCCCAAGAGGCGCUGAAACCCCAGGGCACAUCUUGUUCACGGAUGACAUCAUUAUAUUCACCAAUGCUUCCCAGAGCUUCCCUACAAAAUAUUUAGGUGUUGAAAUCUUUAAGGGUCGGUUAAAAAAGAAUGCUCUCAUGCCUGUGAUGGACAAUGUGAAGAAGUGCCAUGCAGGGUGGAAGGGUAAGCUUCUUUCAAUGGUGGGAAGAACAGAGCUAGUCAGAUCUGUGAUCUCUAGCAUCCCUACUCAUAAUUUUGCGGUAUACUAG